Opisthocomus hoazin is the source of this 336-nucleotide messenger RNA. NCBI's taxonomy places the organism in Eukaryota, Metazoa, Chordata, Aves, Opisthocomiformes, Opisthocomidae. The record is from RefSeq and is a predicted model, not a curated record.
AUGGUGGCGGUUGGCCUGACCAUAGCGGCAGCUGGAUUUGCAGGUCGCUAUGCAGUAAAAGCUAUGAAGCAAAUGGAGCCACAAGUAAAGCAAGCACUUCAGAAUCUACCAAAACCUGCCUUCAGUGGUUAUUACAGAGGAGGAUUUGAACCUAAAAUGACUAAACGAGAAGCAGCAUUAAUACUAGGAGUGAGCCCUACAGCCAACAGAAGUAAAAUUAGAGAAGCUCACAGACGGAUCAUGCUUCUAAAUCAUCCAGAUAAAGGUGGCUCUCCAUAUAUAGCAGCCAAAAUCAAUGAAGCUAAAGAUUUACUGGAAGACCAGGCUAAAAAAUGA